CAAACAGCACGCAACACGCCGAGCAACCACGUCAAGCGCGAGGCUGCUCUCUCAUUCACGGGCCCGAAUCAAUGCCCUCGCGCCCUCGGCCCUCGCCCUACUAGCGCACCCCCAUCCCUGCGUCUUCCUUCUCACCGCCGCCACCCCGCCUCAACCGCCGAUUAGCCCCGCGCAACCAUGGGCGACUACAAGCUGUCGGCCGUCCUGCGAGGCCAUGAAAGCGACGUCCGCAGCGUCGCUUUCCCCCAUCCCACCUCGGUCGUGUCUGCAUCCCGAGACUUCAGCGUGCGCAUAUGGAAGCUCCAAUCAGAGAGGCCUCCGACAUACGACAGCACCAUUAAGGUCCAGGGCAAGGAGUUCAUAAACUCGCUUGCUAUCGUGCCCCCAACGGCUGCAUUUCCCGAGGGCCUCAUCGUGUCGGGCGGAAAGGACCAGAUCAUCGAUGUGCGGCAGCCCAGCGCGGCCCUCGAAGACAACGCCGAAGCACUGCUUCUCGGCCAUGGCUCCAACGUGUGCGCCCUCGACGUUAGCCAGGAUGGGGCCUUGAUAGUAAGCGGCAGCUGGGACACAGACGCACGCUUGUGGCAGGUGGGCAAGUGGGGAAGCGAGUCUACCGUUUUGGAGGGCCACGAAGCUUCCGUGUGGGCAGUCCUUGCCUACGAUGCAGCCACUAUCAUAACGGGUUGCGCCGACCAGCAGAUUCGCAUAUUUCAACCCACGGGCAAGCUCAUACGAUCGAUCAAGACUGGCGAUGUUGUCCGUGCUCUCUGCAGACUACCUCCGAACCAUCCUUCAGGUGCGCAGUUCGCUUCAGCGGGCAACGACGCCGUUGUUCGACUAUGGACACUCGACGGACGCCAAGUACGCGAGCUGCGCGGCCACGACAACUUCAUAUACUCCCUCGCCGCUCUGCCAGAUGGGCGUUUAGUCAGCGCUGGUGAAGAUCGCACAGUGAGGAUAUGGGAGAACAACGAGUGCAUACAGACCAUUACCCAUCCAGCCAUCUCGGUGUGGACGGUCGCUGUGUGCUCGGAAAAUGGCGAUAUUGUUACCGGUGCGAGUGAUAAUCUCGUUCGGGUCUUCACGCGUGCGCCGGAGCGAUACGCUGAUCCUGCCACCAUUGAACAGUUUAACGAAGACGUCAAGUCAUCCGCUAUCCCCCAGCAGACCAUGGGCAACAUUAACAAGGAGAAGUUGCCUGGUCCGGAGUUCCUCACACAGAAGUCUGGCACAAAGGAGGGGCAAGUCCAGAUGAUCCUCGAGGGCAAUGGCAACAUUACCGCGUACCAGUGGUCUAUGGCUGCCAAUCAGUGGGUCAGCGUGGGCACAGUCGUGGACCAGGCGGGCAGCGAUGGACGCAAGAUCUCGCAUAAUGGGAAAGAAUACGAUUAUGUCUUCGAUGUCGAUAUCGAAGAGGGCAAGCCUCCGCUAAAGCUGCCAUACAACGUGUCGCAGAAUCCAUAUGAAGUCGCGCGGAAGUUCUGCGAGGACAACAAGUUGCCGCUUACCUAUCUAGAUCAGGUUACAAAUUUUAUCGUCCAAAACACACAAGGUGCAACGCUUGGUCAAUCAAGUGGCCAAGGUGCGGACCCGUGGGGAACAGAGUCGCGGUACCGGCCAGGGGAUGCUUCGGGAUCACAAGCACCAUCUCAUGCUCCAGCCCCAAAGCCCAAGAUAUUACCCCAGAAGGACUACCUCGACAUUUUGACAGCCAACCACAAGCCGAUCUUCAAGAAAUUACAAGAGUUCAACCAAGCUUUGGUCAAUGAUGGCAAUAAAGAGUUGUCUUUCAAUCCAUCAGAUAUCGAAGAACUAGCCGUGGCCGUGGCUCUCCUCGAAAAGGGCAGCGUCAAAGACGUCGAUCCCUCUGCUAUAGGUCUCAUCGUCAAGGCGGCAACAGAAUGGCCUGAAGACAAGCGACUACCUGGGCUCGACCUACUGCGGCUCUUGUUCGCCGCUGAAGAGCCGGUCGCUUACCUUACAACAGAGCAGAAUAUACUACAGCGGCUCGCCACUUCAGGUGUUUUCGCGCCAACUUCGCCACUAAACAACACAAUGAUGGCCGUCCGAUCGUUGUGCAACCUAUUCAAAACCGACAUUGGCAGGGCCAUUGCAGGUGAGGCGUUUGACCAAAUCCAUGAUUCCGUCUCAGCCUUCCUGACAACGUCUAACCGGAAUCUGAUCAUCGCUAUCACCACCCUGUAUAUCAACUACUCGGUCCUCCUUACAGGCGACAACAAUGCCGACCAGGUAUUGUCGUUGCUGGACGAUCUGAACAAGAUCCUCCACAGCGCCAAAGACUCCGAGGCCAUCUACCGAGCUCUGGUGGCCACAGGCACGCUCCUCAGCUUAGAUAGCGACUUCUGUGAGGCUGGCAGGGACAUCUUGCAGCUUCCGUCAGCUAUCUCUGCGGCAGAGAACCAAGCGAAGGAGCCGCGUGUCAAGAAUGUGGUUGCCGAGAUUCGGCAAAAGCUUCAGUAGCGAAGACGUUCCUGAAUCAAUCUCGAC
Messenger RNA from Paraphaeosphaeria sporulosa, 2508 nucleotides. RefSeq names its product PFU-domain-containing protein. The coding region runs from base 178 to 2481 and encodes 767 amino acids. Gene Ontology annotation, cellular component: nucleus; cytoplasm. The record is from RefSeq and is a predicted model, not a curated record. Lineage: Eukaryota; Fungi; Ascomycota; Dothideomycetes; Pleosporales; Didymosphaeriaceae. Gene Ontology annotation, biological process: proteasome-mediated ubiquitin-dependent protein catabolic process; ubiquitin recycling. Gene Ontology annotation, molecular function: ubiquitin binding. The transcript is spliced from 3 exons.